AUGGAAAACAGUCUGGUGUGCUGGGAAGCGCAGGCAGAACUCCGAGCCCAGGAGGACCCGGUCCUUCUCCAGAACCAGGUGCUGCUAAACCUGCUGGAGGCAGAGCUCAGAUACAUCCCGGGGGCCGGAUACUUCCAGCGCGUCCAGAAGGAACUUCAUCCGUACAUGAGGAGCACGCUCACCAACUGGAUGCUAGAGGUGUGCGAGGACCAGAGGUGCGGAGAGGACGUCUUCCCGCUGGCUGUUAACUCUUUGGACAGAUUCUUGUCCCUCGUGCCGGUUGAAAAGCGGCGGCUUCAGCUUUUAGGCUCGACGUGCCUCCUGCUGGCUUCCAAACUGAGGGAGUGCAAGCCGAUGACCACCGAGACCCUGUGCAUGUACUCCGAUUACUGCUUCACCGACAAGGAGCUGAGGGCCAUGGAGUUGCUGGUUUUGAACAAACUGAAAUGGGACGUAGAAGCCGUAACCCCGCGGGAUUUCCUCUCCCACUUCGUGGACCUUCUAGGUGUCCCUGCGGAGAAAGUUCAGCAGGUCAGGAAGCACACGGAGACCUUCAUCGCGCUCUGCGCCACCGACGGCAAGUUUAUUGCACUUCCACCCUCCAUGGUAGCGGCGGCCAGCACAGCCGCGGCGGUAACGGGGCUACGACCCGAGAAUUUGGGAAUGACUCUCUCCAGCACAGCAUCCACCAACUACCUCGCGCACGCCAUACAUUGCGACCCGAGCGUGCUGAGGAUUUGUCAGCAAGAAAUCGAAGUCUCUCUUGAAGAAAGUCUUCGACGAGCUCAAAGAAGCAGGCUAUCCGAUGCAAAGUCUGUGGAGGAGAUUGAGAGAUCUAGCACGCCAACCGACGUUCUGGAUAUCGACCUGUAGCCAACGCAAGAAUACCCUUCAUCGUCAUCUCCUGCUGGAGACCAACACGCGAUGGUUUAAGAGACAGAAUGUCCAACUUCCGGCCAAACCAGGCUGUUCGAUUUUCGCCGUCUAGAACGCAUCACCGCUUCAAGAGGUUACGAUACAAAAGCACUUUUACGUGGACCUUACGAGAUGGCUACACAAAAAGGUGCGUCGAUCGAAAGCCGUUCUAGAAUUCUUUCACCGGGUUUAGAACAUCGGCUGCGAAAUAUUCGGAAACCAA
Spea bombifrons (plains spadefoot toad) is the source of this 1138-nucleotide messenger RNA. RefSeq names its product G1/S-specific cyclin-D1-like. The record is from RefSeq and is a predicted model, not a curated record. The transcript has 5 exons. Gene Ontology annotation, biological process: mitotic cell cycle phase transition; positive regulation of G1/S transition of mitotic cell cycle; regulation of cyclin-dependent protein serine/threonine kinase activity. Lineage: Eukaryota; Metazoa; Chordata; Amphibia; Anura; Pelobatidae. Gene Ontology annotation, molecular function: cyclin-dependent protein serine/threonine kinase regulator activity. Gene Ontology annotation, cellular component: nucleus; cyclin-dependent protein kinase holoenzyme complex; cytoplasm. The coding region runs from base 1 to 873 and encodes 290 amino acids.